UAUGGAAAUGUAUAAAAGCAAAAUUAUUGCAGGGAAAAGAAAAAAAUUGUAAAUUUACGUUAAGCUUCUUUUGUAAAAUAUAACACGGAAUGAUCUUCACAUCAGAUCUAUACCUCAAACUGAAUAGACCAUUCACUCGAUUUCUUUGUUCAAUUGAUGGUUGAUGGUUGAUGGAUACUUCUCUGUAUCCAUCAACCAUCCUCCGGCGCUUCAGUGACGUAGUAACACGAAACACAUAUAUUGUCAUAAAACAGUAACUCCAAUUGGUACUUUUCCCCAUGUUUAGUAAGAACUUUCAAACCACGAGUUCAUUAUUUCAACCUGGAUGCAGAAUGGAACCUAUUUCAUUGUGAUUUCAUGACAUGCAUCAUUCAUUCAUGGCUGAACAACGCCAAAUAUACAAAGACAGAGCACGUUGUCUCACAGUGAACGAGUCAAUGAAACUUAAAGAGGAUUGCAUUACUGUGUCAGAUUUUAAAAAAAAGAAGCUUGAAGAUGAUGCCCAACGUAAUUGGGAUUUGUUCUACAAACGCAACUCAACAAAGUUUUUUAAAGAUAGACACUGGACCUGUCGAGAAUUCAAAGAACUUUGUUUAAAUGAAGAACUUGUUGGGAAAACAUUACUCGAGGUUGGCUGUGGUGUUGGGAAUACCAUAUUUCCUUUAUUACAAGAAAUACCAUCAAUGUUCAUUCAUGCUUGUGACUUUUCUAAAAGAGCAGUAGCUUUUGUUGAGCAAAAUCCAUGUUUUGAUUCAAACAAGAUAAAUGUCUUCAACUGUGAUAUUACACAAGAUCAGCUUACUAGAAAUAUGAACACUGACUCUGCUGAUAUUGUCACAAUCAUUUUUGUUUUGUCCAGUAUAUCACCUGGUAAAAUGUUGACAGCAUUGAAGAAUAUUGCCAUAGUUCUCAAACCAGGAGGAAUGGUAUUGUUUCGUGACUAUGGCUUGCAUGAUCAUGCAAUGUUAAGAUUUUCUAAAGGUCAUAAAAUUGAAGAAAAUUUUUAUGUUCGUCAAGAUGGCACAAGAGCUUUUUAUUUUACUCCAGAAUAUUUAACUAAGCUUUUCACUGAUGCUGGGUAUAAGGUUGCUGAAUGUCACUAUGUACAACGAAGAACUGUUAACAAGAAAGAAGGCAUUGAUGUCCUUCGAAUAUUUGUACAAGGAAAAUUUGUUAAAACAAGUAAUAAUACAAGUUAAAUGCAUCCCUAGUUUUUUCCUACCUCAGCACAUAGGCCUUGGUAUAUUUAUGAUAUAAAAAAUUUGUAAUUAACUUCCAGAUUAGUUCUACAAACCCUGUUCAUGAUAAUCAGCUGUGAUUGACAUAGUGUUACAGUAGUAUAUAUAAAUAAAGUUUUUGAUUCUA
Messenger RNA from Xenia sp. Carnegie-2017, 1365 nucleotides. Its product is annotated as tRNA N(3)-methylcytidine methyltransferase METTL6-like. Lineage: Eukaryota; Metazoa; Cnidaria; Anthozoa; Malacalcyonacea; Xeniidae. The record is from RefSeq and is a predicted model, not a curated record. Bases 363 to 1199 code for a protein of 278 amino acids. The transcript is spliced from 5 exons.